Messenger RNA from Mizuhopecten yessoensis (Yesso scallop), 486 nucleotides. RefSeq names its product putative mediator of RNA polymerase II transcription subunit 29. Bases 1 to 486 code for a protein of 161 amino acids. The transcript is spliced from 2 exons. Lineage: Eukaryota; Metazoa; Mollusca; Bivalvia; Pectinida; Pectinidae. The record is from RefSeq and is a predicted model, not a curated record.
AUGGAACAAAAUAACGAUGGUAACACAAACCAGACACAAGACCAACCAGGGACAAACGACACGACGACAGUAACAGACAUUGAACAGCAUAACCAUGGUAACACAAACCAGACACAACACCAACCAGGGACAAACGACACGACAAAAGUAACAGACAUUGAACAAAAUAACGAUGGUAACACAAACCAGACACAACACCAACCAGGGACAAACGACACGACAAAAGUAACAGACAUUGAACAGCAUGACCAUGGCAACACAACACCAACCAAGGACAAACGACACGACAACAACACAACACCAACCAGGGACAAACGACACGACAACAGAACAGACAUUGAACAGCAUGACCAUGGUAACACAAACCAGGGACAACACCAACCAGGGACAAACAACACGACAACAGUAACAGACAUUGAACAGCAUGACCAUGCCAACACAACACCAACCAGGGACAAACGACACGACGACAGUAACGGACAUUGA